Camellia sinensis is the source of this 855-nucleotide messenger RNA. NCBI's taxonomy places the organism in Eukaryota, Viridiplantae, Streptophyta, Magnoliopsida, Ericales, Theaceae. The record is from RefSeq and is a predicted model, not a curated record.
AUGAUUGAUACACAUCUAUUAAGUUGCAUCACUGCAACUCUUAUACCAUCGAUUUAUGCAUCUGUUCUGCAAUUUCAUCACUGUUUAGAGGUAUGGGCAUUUCUGCAAAAGAGAUUUACGACUUUAUCUCGUUCGCAUGUUCAUCAAUUGAAAAAUAAACUGAAUAGUGUUGCUAAGAAAUCAGAUACAAUGGAAGAAUAUUUGUCCAAAAUCAAGGUCAUAGUUAGUCAAUUAGCUUUGGCCUCUGUUAUCAUUGAUGAUAAGGAUCUGGUCCUCAUUACUCUAAAUGGUCUUCCUUUAGAGUAUGAUGAUUUUUCCACCACUGUUCUAUCUCAAAAGAAGUAUGCUCAGGAUAUUAUUCUUAAAGCUAGUAUGUUGGAUUGCAAAGCUUGCUCAUCUCCUAUCUUUGUCAAGCCUGGUCUGCCUGCACAUUCAAAUGAGCCCUUUGCUAAUCCAUCUGUCUAUAGAAACAUAGUUGGAGCCUUACAAUAUUUGACAAUUACUAGACCUGAUAUCUCAUUUGCUGUGAAUCAAUUAUGUCAACAUAUGUAUAAUCCCACUGUUGGUCACUAUGUUGGUAUAAAGAGGUUGCUUAGGUUCAUUAAGGGCACCAUUUCUCAUGGUCUUACCUAUAACCCCAGCUCAUUUGAUCUUCAUGCUUAUUCCGAUUCCAAUUGGGCUAGAGAUUCUGUUGACAGAAAAUCUACCUCAGGGUAUUGUGUAUUUUUAGGAUCCAAUCUCAUUUCUUGGUCAUCUAAAAAACAAGCCACUAUCUCUCGAUCCUCUGCUGAAGCAGAGUACAGAUCUUUAGCUCAUACAAUAGCAAAGCUUGCUUGGCUUGGUAUGUUGCUUUAG